Molecule: messenger RNA, 969 nt
Organism: Aspergillus welwitschiae
Lineage: Eukaryota; Fungi; Ascomycota; Eurotiomycetes; Eurotiales; Aspergillaceae
Exons: 2
Coding region: 27-566 (179 amino acids)
Source: RefSeq, a predicted model, not a curated record
AAUGACUCUGUGGCUGUGCACGGCACAUGCACUGCGCCCCGAAUCCUUCCUUCCCACUCACCACCCAGUUACGCAUAAGGCUGACCCAGGCAGCACCAUUCCCCAGAAUUGUAGAUAGUACUCCGAUCAUAUUUCAUCAAAUCUAUCCAAAAUCAAAGAUAAAAGAACAAACAAACGCUUCUACUUUACCAGAAAACACAAGUCAGAUCAAAAUGGGCCUCCCACCACCCACCGAACCAACCCCUCCGUAUGAAGAGACGGAAUCGACUAGCCGCCACAAUCACAAGUACACCACCCUCACUCAAGCCAACGAUGACCCCGAAAUCCAACUCCCAUCAUUCCAUGAACAUGAUCAUGGAGACGGCCCUACCACGUCCUUGAUCCCGGGCGCUACCCCCCAAGAGCACUCUCACUGCGAAGUGUGCGAGCGAACUAUCAUUCGUCGAGAGAGACGACAAGCUCAUGCAGACUGCUGUCGCAUAGUAGCGAUGGUGUUUGUGGUCAUGUUUGUGUGUAUGAUGAUACUGGGGAUUGUUAUUGCCAAGGCGGCGUCGGGACGGAAAUGAUGGGUAAUCUGUCUAUUCUGAAGGUAUAUAAAGGCAUAUCUACUGGUUACAUGGGUUGGUUUUGCGUCGUUGUAUAAUCAGGAGUGAGUGGGAUUUAUUAGGGAAGAACUUCGUUGGUUCGCAAACUUCUAUAUAGUACGCCACCUGUUUGUCUGGUGCUGGUAUUAAGCAGGGCUGAAAGGGAUUUAUAAUUGGCUGAGGUGGUUCCCAACAACAUGUUAGUUGAGCCAUAGUAGUUGAAAGCGUACCUAGGAAUGCCACGAGGAGUGAAGCGGAGUCUUCGUCCCCAAAUCAAAAGAGUCGCUUUGAUUCUUGAUAUUUGCUGCACGCCAUCACCACCCUCCUAUCUUGGCCCUCUCCAAUCUCAGAACGCUCCCCAGAUUUAUAGACCGAUAAAUGAUAC